This is a messenger RNA of Dermatophagoides pteronyssinus (European house dust mite), 561 nucleotides long. RefSeq lists its product as uncharacterized. The record is from RefSeq and is a predicted model, not a curated record. NCBI's taxonomy places the organism in Eukaryota, Metazoa, Arthropoda, Arachnida, Sarcoptiformes, Pyroglyphidae.
GCUUGAUCAUUAUUAUCAACGUCAUUGAUUUGUUGUUGUUGCUGUUAAAUUUUGUCAUUUCAUAACUUUUAACUUUCGUCUUUUUGUUCAUAAAUUCUUUGUUCGGUUAACUUGUUUUUCAACAACAAUUAUCAUUUGAAAAGAUUAGAUAAUUUUCUUCGGAAACAAAAAAAUAAAUUUCCUGAAGAAAUUAAUUGGUUAACCAGAAACCAGAAACGAUGAGCUCAAAUUCUUCGAAUCGUCCGAUUGGAUUCGCUAUCGAUGAUAUCGAUAGUUCACAACAACAACAACAACCACGGCCAAAUAUUCGAUUAACAUGGAUCGAUAGAAUAUGGCGUUUUUUCUAUUCAAAAGAAGAAUUUGAAGCCUAUCUUAUUGAAAAAGAACUUAAACGUCAAAAAAAACGUGAACAAAAAUUGGCUCGACAACAGGCACAAAUGCAAAAUUAACCAUUCGUUUUUUUUCAAUGAUUAAUCGUUAAGCGAUUUCUGCUCCACUUUGUUAAUGAUAAAAUCAUUUGUAACUUGAAAAUCGGGAUAUUUUAUUUAUUGAUCUAAUCAA